UGUAGAAAGAUAGCACCAAUGACUUGGUGUGAUUAAUAGCAUAUUAAUAUUAACCUAGUUCUAUAUAUAUUUGUAUAUAUAUUGGGGGGUGGGGGUGGGGGUGGUAUGGCCAGUAGAACGUUCGCGUCAUCCGACGUGUCUGUGGCGUCCGACACAUUAUUCACGCGCUCAGUCAAAUUGCGGAUAAUAUUCCAGCAACGUCCGACUGCGAACGAGGCCUGAUGUUACUCUUUCCUCUAAUUAAUUGGCAAUAGGAUUCACAUUUCACACGCAGCGGGAACCACGUCGGACAGGGGCCUGAGCGUCCACAAAACAGGAGAACCCGGCGUCUCUUUCCUAUACAUAUGCUGACUGCUCGGCAACCUGAGGGCGUCGCAUAGGGACGGACUCACUCCAGCAUAUGCUUCCCUAAUCCCUUCUUCGCAGGACCCAUACACCAUGGCAGGGUGGGGUCUGUGCUGACUCGGCUUCCGCUAUCCAUCCAUCAGUGUCGGCAUCUGCAAGACGGAACUUCAAGUAGUAGUGCCGCAGCAGCGGCUCUUGCCUUCCUUCCUUCCUUCCUUCCUUCCUCCCUCCCUUGAUAAUAUUCUUAAUUACCUGUUUCUCUUCUUCUAUUCUGGGGGGCGCGUGUGGGGCCGUCGGGGGCUUGACAGCGACAGAUAUUUAGGAUAGAGCAGAAGGUACGUAGGUUUGCUCGGUUCCGUCCGUCUCAUCCUCCGCGCGGUUUUUGGUUUCUCCCUCCCCCGGUUGAGAAAAGUAGGUAGUUCUUAUACAGCGGCAGGGCAGGGCAGGCGCCAUAGCAGCAGCAGCAUCAUCACCAUAAGCAAGCUGUCCGUUUCUACUAAUCAGGCGAACCCGGAGCCGAAGGGGCGAUUGCGCGAGCGAUCCGGAUGGGUGAGACCCAUCCAUCCACUCUCCUCCUAAUAAUAGCACACGCCAACUACUCCAAUCUCCGAUCCUAGGGGGAUCCAUCCCGUCCUCCGCAGGAGGGGGUGAGUCUCGUAAGUAUCUUUACUAUUUUAGGCCAAUCAGGGAUUUUUCAUCCUUUUCGGUCGGCUGCUUAUAACCCGUCGUCCGUCGUCCGUCGUCCUUCGGGUCGCCGGGAGUUAGGCGCGCGUCCCGUCCCUAAUCGGCUAGGCUGGGCUGAGGUGGGCGUUGGAGGGGAGCCUUAAUUUAAUUACGAUGGAGGCCUUCCUCUGACCUCUGCUCCUUCCCGGGUCCCCGCGCGGCGCCGGGCUCCGAUCGAGAUCCUUAUCGUUGGGUUAGCUAGUAAUUAAUUGAUUGGUUCGUCUCGCUGUCGGCCUCCUCCUCUUUCCGCGGAAGAGCAACCAGCAAGAGAAGGCUGGGUGGGGUGCACCGGCCAUGAGGUGGUCCGAAAAACAGAAUUGAUGCGAGCUCGUGCAGAGUCGAUAAUGGGCGGCGAUCAGGGGAAGACAGCAACGGCGCAGAGGAAGCUUCUUCUCCGUGGUCCGACGGCACUCGCCCAACGGCAGCCGGAUGCCGCCUCUGCCUCAAAGCCACUGGGCCGGCGGCGGAUAGCGGAGAUGGCUGGGGAGACGGCAGCGGAGUGUGCGGCCAUCUGGUGCUGCUGUCCCUGCGGCCUCCUCAACCUCGUCGUCCUCGCCCUCGUCAAACUUCCCGCCGGGCUCGUCAUCCGCGCUCUGCGCCGCCAAAGGCGAGUGAUGAGGAAGCACAGCAGAGGAGGAGCCGCUGCCCUGAGGCUGCUGGGAGGGCCCAAAGGCAAAGGCAAAGGCAGAGGCAGAGGCUCAACUGGCGAAGGCGAAGGCAAAGUCGAAGGCUCAAUUGGCGACGACGAGGUGGCGGUCGGCGAUCUUCGCAUCCACGCGUCCGCCGGGUCCCUCCUCCUCGCCUACGCCUCCGACGCCCUGCCGGCCAAAUCGCUGUCGCCGGAGGAGGUAUCCCAGUUGGAGAAGGAGAUGUGGGCCCAGUUCUACAGUGCUGGCUUCUGGCGGAGCCUUUCCCAAAGGGAGUACUAGUAUUUUCACUCCGUGCUCCUUGUCGCCGUCUCAUCCGUCUUCUCCUCCUCCUGUGUUCCUUCCCCCCACGGCUGUAAACAAGCGAGAGAAAAAAAAAGAAAAAAAAGAAAAACCGGCCGGAGAACGUGGGACCCGCCGUACGGUCAGUAGGAGCGUCCACCUUAAUUUGAUUGCAAGCGGAUCGAGCGCUCGAGGCUGGGCCCACUGCGUUUGGAUAUAUUAAUUAACAAAAUAAAUUAAAAAACAAAAAAAAAGAAAAGAAAACGAAAGCGAGUAAAGGUUUCAACCUCACAGUUUUCUGCCUUUGCAAUUGUGCAACGCUAUUCUGUUGCUAUUUCCAUACAUACCAGCAUUUGUGUGCUUGUCGAUCGACGUGUUCCUUCUCCACUUGGAAGGAACCUGCGGGGUCUCAUCCAGUUUACCAUAUUUGUUUGAUGCCUGCCAGCCACCGUUCAUUUACGUGUUAGGCACUUUUUCUGCGAGGACUCGACAUUCAAGGAUGGAGGACUAUACUAUUAUCUUCUUGCACUCAUAACCUUUUUUCUUUUUUUCUUUUUUUUUUUUUACACUCAUAAUUUUUCAAAAUUUGCUCAACAAUAACCUUUCAAAAUUUGCUCAAUAAUAUUUUUCAGCAACAGACAUUAAGCUUU
Molecule: messenger RNA, 2647 nt
Organism: Ananas comosus (pineapple)
Lineage: Eukaryota; Viridiplantae; Streptophyta; Magnoliopsida; Poales; Bromeliaceae
Exons: 1
Coding region: 1389-1997 (202 amino acids)
Source: RefSeq, a predicted model, not a curated record